Molecule: messenger RNA, 933 nt
Organism: Mesocestoides corti
Lineage: Eukaryota; Metazoa; Platyhelminthes; Cestoda; Cyclophyllidea; Mesocestoididae
Source: the annotation of a GenBank genome assembly
CAUCUGCUUUCAAGCGUCUCUCAUGCCCCUUUUAGGAUGGCACUGACUAGAGCCAGAAAAAGGCUACAAGGCGGUGCACUCUUGGACGUUGGUUGUGGUACGGGCAUUUUAUCGAUUUUUGGUGCCAAAGCCGGGGCCAGACACGUCUUUGCUCUGGACGCCGUCGCUAGCCUCACGGAACUCGCCAAGAGGAUUGUCGAUGAAAAUGGCCUCGCAGACAGCAUCACUGUACUUAACGUCAAAGUUGAAGACUCCCAACUUCCGGUGGACCGUGUCGACGCGCUCGUGAGCGAGUGGAUGGGCCAUGCGCUGCUCUACGAAAACAUGCUUUCCUCGGUUUUGGCCGCUCGCGACAAGUACCUCCGUCCGCCGUCAACCACCGCCUCGGCCGACGACCUCGCCCAGUGGCGCCGACGCCGUCUCUUCCCCUGCGCGGCGACUCUCUUCAUUGCCGGCUUCUCCGAAGACGUCGAUGACACUGCGGAGGAAUGCGACUCAAGCAACGGCAUUAGACACUGGGAGGAACUGUCUGAUCUGUAUCGAGUUGAGUUGUCCGGUGCAUUUGCGUCUGCUGUAAGCCAGGAGUUCGAGAGCCAGGUUCACGUGGACGUAGCUGACCCGAGAUCCAUUGUCACCACUGCCUGCGCGCUAACCACCCUCGAUCUGGCGACCCUGCGUGCUGACGAAAUACUCACUCAAGGCGUGAAGGGAAGUUUUGAAGUGAAGUCAAUGGGUACGGUUGAGGUGUCGGGCUUCGUCAUUUGGUUCUCAGUGGAGUUUCCAGAUGGUGAUGUACUCUCAACAUCACCAUACAAAACACCUACGCAUUGGCAACAAUCCCUGAUCUUCCUGUCAAAGACGCUGUCCAUGCGGCAAGACGACGUUCUAAGCGGAGCGGUGCACUUCACCCAUCCGUCUAACGCUCGCAGGUGA